This is a messenger RNA of Helianthus annuus (common sunflower), 1649 nucleotides long. Its product is annotated as protein NCA1. Bases 180 to 1388 code for a protein of 402 amino acids. Lineage: Eukaryota; Viridiplantae; Streptophyta; Magnoliopsida; Asterales; Asteraceae. Gene Ontology annotation, biological process: protein ubiquitination. The record is from RefSeq and is a predicted model, not a curated record. Gene Ontology annotation, molecular function: ubiquitin protein ligase activity; protein binding. The transcript has 8 exons.
AUAUUAUUAAUUUUUUUUAACUCGAGUCAUCCAGCGCAAAACGCCGUCGUAUUAUCCCUCCCCUUUCUUCCUAUCCAAACUUCACUUCAUCUUCGUGGCUCAAAUCGACACCUUGACGAAAAGGGCAAAUUCUCCUGUUCUUUCACAAUUUGAUCACUUUUGCAGAGUUCUAAACCAAGAUGACACCCGUUGGCCCUUUUGUGAAAGCUGCUAGACCUGAUGACGGAUCUUCAAAAAAGUCAACCGAAACCCAAAACAAGCAGCAGGGUUGCCCUAUGAGUAAAGAAAUUCAAAACAAGCAGAACGGUUGCCCUAUGAGCAAAGAAUUUCAAAAUAAGCAGCAGGGGGGUUGCCCUAUGAGUAAGGAAAUUGGAAAUAAGCAGCAGGGGGGAUGCCCGAUGAGUAAGGUUAAGCAAGAUUCGGAGGAGUCAAAUGUUGUUCCCGCAAAGUGCCCGUUUGGAUAUGAUUCUCAAACUUUCAAGCUGGGACCAUUUAGUUGCCUGAUAUGUCAAGCGCUACUGUUUGAAAGUAGCAGAUGCGUUCCGUGUACUCAUGUGUUUUGCAAAGCAUGCAUAUCACGCUUCAACGAUUGUCCUCUAUGUGGUGCUGAUAUUGAGAAGACAGAAGCCGAUACAAAUCUUCAAAGUGUAGUUGAUCGAUUUAUCGAUGGUCAUGCUAGAAUUAAGCGGGGCCCAGUUGAUACAGACGACGAAAAGCAAGUAGUUGGUGAGAAGAAAACAAUCAUAUAUGAAGAUGUCUCCUUGGAGAGGGGCGCUUUCCUUGUGCAACAAGCAAUGAGAGCGUUUCGGGCAAAUAAUGUAGAAAGUGCAAAAUCAAGACUCAGUAUAUGUGCACAAGACAUAAGAGAACAGCUGGAAAUUGCGGGGAACACAUCUGAGUUAUGCUCACAGUUAGGAGCUGUAUUGGGUAUGCUCGGUGACUGCUGUCGUGCAAUGGGAGAUGGGAGUUCCGCAGUUGCUUACUUUGAUGAGAGUGUCAAUUUCCUUUCACAAGUACAAACAGAAGAUCUAGAGGUGACACACACGCUUUCAGUCUCAUUGAAUAAAAUUGGGGAUUUUAAAUAUUAUGAAGGUGACUUGAAAGCCGCAAGAGAUCAUUAUUUUCGAGCUUUGGAUGUUCGUCGCAAAGCUAUCAAGGAUUCUUCUAAAGCUCCGUCUCAGGUUCUAGAUGUGGCCGUAUCUCUUGCAAAAGUUGCUGACGUGGACAGAAAUCUUGAUGCUGAGGACGCAGCAACUGAAGGAUUUCAAGAAGCCAUAAAUCUGUUAAAAUCUUUGAAAAUAAACUCCGAAGAUAAUGCACUGGAACAGCGGCGGCUUUCGGUUCUUGAUUUCCUCAACAACCAGCUCUCCAAGAAGCAGUCGGAAUGAAAAUUGAAUCGAGUCUAUGGCCUGUUUUUCACAUCGCAUCAAGGACCCACUUUGCUUCCAAGCUUUAACAAAGUUUGUAAUAUGGACUGUUAUAGUUGAUCCCUAAUAUAAGGAUCUAAGUCCAUAAUGACAUUAAUAUCUAGCUUUUGUUGUUGAUGCUUGUUUUUUAUUUUCUGUAUGAGAUAAAUGAUUGUAUGUUUUUACUAAGACUGAUAAUGUGCAUGUAAAUAAAUAAGCCUAUAUAAUUGUGUAAUUUGAACA